Rhododendron vialii is the source of this 1629-nucleotide messenger RNA. RefSeq names its product probable polyamine transporter At3g13620. Bases 139 to 1548 code for a protein of 469 amino acids. Gene Ontology annotation, biological process: transmembrane transport. The record is from RefSeq and is a predicted model, not a curated record. Gene Ontology annotation, cellular component: membrane. Gene Ontology annotation, molecular function: transmembrane transporter activity. NCBI's taxonomy places the organism in Eukaryota, Viridiplantae, Streptophyta, Magnoliopsida, Ericales, Ericaceae. The transcript has a single exon.
GGUGUACUUCCGAUGAGCUCAGUCAUUCAAUCUCACAAUUCCACAACCGAACACCCCCACCAACCCCCAGAUCAUCCCAAUUGAAAUUUCUGUCCCAACCACACUUCUUGAUCCACCGCCAAAAAACCACAGCUCUCCAUGGGAACUGCUGGAUCUACCCAUCAACCCCAAUCUCUCCUCAACGAACAAGGAGAACAACAUCUACUCCCAAAAGCCACCAAACCCCCCACCAAACUCUCCCUCCUCCCCCUAAUCUUCCUCAUCUAUUUCGAGGUGGCCGGCGGCCCCUACGGCGAAGAACCCGCCGUAGCCGCCGCCGGCCCCCUCCUCUCCCUCCUCGGCUUCCUCAUCUUCCCCUUCAUCUGGAGCAUCCCAGAAGCCCUCAUCACCGCCGAGCUCUCCACCGCCUUCCCCGGCAACGGCGGCUUCGUCAUCUGGGCCCACAAAGCAUUCGGACCCUUCUGCGGGUCCCUCCUCGCCACGUGGAAACUACUCACGGGCAUCUUCAAUCUAGCCUCCUACCCAGUCCUCUGUGUCGACUAUCUCCAGUUGGUCUUCCCUUUUUUCUCCUCGGGUGUGCCUAGAUAUCUAGCUAUCCUGUUCUCAACUCUGUUCCUGUCAUUCUUGAAUUACACUGGGUUGACCAUAGUUGGGUACACUGCAGUGUGUUUGGGACUUGUUUCGCUUUCCCCAUUUGUAGCAUUGACAUUGUUUUCAAUUCCUAAGAUUAACCCUAUCAGGUGGGUUAGCUUGGGUGAGAAAGAAAAGGACUGGGCUUUGUUUUUCAACACACUCUUUUGGAACCUAAACUUUUGGGACAGUGCUAGUACAUUAGCUGGUGAAGUGGAAAACCCACAAAAAACAUACCCAAAGGCAUUGUUUUCAGCCGGGAUUUUCACUUGUUUGGCAUACUUGAUUCCUCUAAUGGCUGCAACUGGGGCUGUACCUCUAGAUCAAGAGGAUUGGGUUAAUGGGUAUUUCGCGGAUGUCGGCGAAAUGGUUGCGGGGAAGUGGUUGAAGUACUGGAUCGAGAUCGGUGCGGUUUUAUCUGUCAUUGGGCUGUUUGAGGCUCAACUGAGUAGUUGUGCUUAUCAAAUUCUUGGUAUGGCUGAUUUAGCUGUUUUGCCUCGGUGUUUCGGGGUACGGUCCAAGUGGUUCAACACACCUUGGGUUGGGAUUCUGGUACCAACAUUGGUGGCAUUGGCAGUUUCUUAUCUGGGUUUUGAAGACAUUAUAUCUUCGGUGAAUUUCUUGUACAGUUUGGGGAUGUUGUUGGAAUUCGCAUCGUUUCUUUGGCUGAGGAGGAAGAUGCCGGAGGUGAAGAGGCCUUAUAAGGUUCCGUUGCCGUUUUCCGGGCUGGUGAUCAUGUGCUUGGUACCAUCUGGGUUUCUGGUUUAUAUUAUGGCUGUUGCUAGUAAGGCUGUGUGUUUGGUGAGUGCAUUGUUGACUCUGGUUGGGAUUGCUUGGUACUUUAUUAUGAAGUUUUGCAAGUCAAAGGCUUGGAUUGAGUUCAGUAGUGGUGGAGAAAAGGAUGGAGAUGAAGAUUAGGGUGUUGAAGGGAUGAUGUUUGCUUUUUUUAUCCUUUCUGGAUUGAUGAAAAUAUUAUUACUAUAACGUUGGAGUUUUUAA